AUGGGUGGCGGCGGCGAUCAAGAUGAGCGAAUGGAAGAAAGUCACGGGGAAUCUUCGCAGAAUAAAGUUUGUAUGGAGGAGGGCGAAGGCCCGUCAUUAAGUCAUCAUCAUCACGGGCAAGAUGUUCGUUUUUUUCAUGAAAAAUCUGUGAUUUUGAUUUAAAAAGUUGGGCAUUUUAAGUAAUUAGAGAUCAAUAAAUAGAACAUGAAUAUAGGCUUUAAGUCAUCUAAUACAAGAAAAAUAAUUUUGAAGUAAAAAAAUACAUGUUUUUUUUGAGCAGUUUCUCACUGAAAAUGCGCAAUUUUUUGAUUUUGAGACAUUUUUUUAUUCGAUUGAAUUGUUUUGAAAUCGAGCGAAAACGAUUCGUAAUGCUUUUUUUCUGAUUUUUUUCCGUCUAUUGAGAAAAAUAUUUUAAUCUCGGAAAGUUUGCUAAAAAAAGUUGUAAAAUGGCCAAAUUUAGUGCUUUGAAGCGAAAAAAAUUGCGAUUUCGGGCCACUUUUACUGGCUCAAAAAUGCUUAUUUUUUUGUUUAUGAAAUGAAAAAAAUGCUUUGAAAUAUGAAAUUAAUACAUUUUUUGAGCAUUUAGCCCACAAUACGGACGUAAAUUUUCAUUUCAAGCCGUUUAGAAGAUCAAAAAAAAGUUUAAAAUGAAAAUGCGGGAUUUUUGAACCCUAUCCCAAGACAAAAUUACAUUAUUUCGCAAUUUUCAACAUUUCAAAUGAAGGAGAUGCUUCAAAAUAACUUUAUUCCCACAAAAAGCCUCGAAAUAAUUAAUUUUUAGGUCAAGAAAAAUUUUUUUCAGCCCCCUGAACCUUGGUUCCAAAACCAAUACUCCUGUGGCCCUCCGCGGCGUCUUUUUUCGUCUCGUAAGCUUGAAAAAAAGAUUUUUGGUGAAAAAAUGGAAUUUGAAGCGCCGGCCAAUCACAAGACCUACCCAUCGGCGUGUGGGGCCGAAAUCCGGAGUGAUGAGCAAAAUUUCUCGAAUCAAAUAAGGAAAGGUUGGUUUCAAAUGGACAUUUUCAGAGGUUCAAAAUACAUGAAAUUGAGAAAAAGGGACUUUACUAGCUUUUUUUGAAGCUAUUUUUCGUCGAAAACUUUUUUUGGAAAAUCAAAAAAAAAUUAAUUUGCCCUAAAAAUGUAUUAAAUUUCGAUAUGGAGGUCCUGAUUUUUGGAAGCUUCAAAAUUGACAUUUUCAGAGGUCAAAAAUACUCAAAAUCGAAAAAAAGGGACUUUACUAGCUUUUUUGGAGCUAUUUUUCGUCAAAAACUUUCUAGGAGUGGGAAAAAAAUUUAAAUUUUUCGAAAAAGUAUACCAAAAACCGACAGAAAGGUCCUGGUUUCUGGAAGCUUCAAAAUAGACCCUUUUAUUGGUUCAAAAAUGAAGGAAAUUCAAAAAAAUGGGGACUUUGUGCCGUUUUUAUAACUAUUUUUUUCACAGAAGUCCUUUUUAGGUAAAAAAAGAAAGGUUAAAAAGAAGUAGAUUUGAUAAAAAAAUGUCAUAAAAAAAGACCCUGAAGCUUUGAAAAUUAACAUACUCAGAGGUCCAAAAAAAUGCGUAAAAUUUGAAAAAAAGGGUACUUUUUCAAGGCCUUUUUUUAAGGGGGUUUUUCUGUAAAAAUAUUUUUUUUUGAAAAAGCUGAAAAAAAGUUGAAAUAUCGGAAAAAGUGUACCAAAAACCGACAAAAAAGGUCCUGAUUUCUGGAAGCUUCAAAUCUGACAUUUUCAGAAGUUCAAAAAAACACAUGAAUAUCAGAAAAAUAAAGAAAUUUUUUUCUUGAAAAGUCUUUUUUUGCUCAAAAAAAGGAGUCAAAAAAAGUUAAAAAGUAGUUGAUUAAAAAAAGAAUUUUUUUGAGAGGCACUGCAGCUUCAAAAUUGACAUUGUUAGAGGUCCGAAAAUGCAAGAAAUCCAAAAAAAGGAAGUUUUUUUACGGCAAAAAAAUCUUUUUGUUGAAGAAAUGAAAGAAAGAAUUUUUUUGCAAAAAAAUGAACUAAAAAAAUCGAUGAGAAGGUCCUGAUUUUCGGAAGCUUCAAAAUCAAAUUCUUUAUAAGAAAUUUCCGAAAAAUAUCUGAAAACGAAAAAAAGGGACAUUACAAGCCAUUUAUGGCUAUUUUUUUUGUAACAAAUAUAUUUUUCGAGAGUUGAAAAAAAUAAAGUUUUGAAAAAUUGAACUGAAAAAUUGAUUAAAAAAACACUGAUUUUUCGAAAAAAAGGUCCGAGAUUACCCGAAAUCGAAAAAAAAAGAAACUUCACUAGUUUUUUUUAAAAUUAGGUCCUGAUUUUUAAUAGCUUUAAAAUCAAAUAUUUGAAGGAAAUUUUCGAAAGUAUCUGAAGUCGAAAAAAGGGUCUUUUUAAGCCCUUUUCAUGGCUUUUAUUCCUAUGAGAAUUUAAAAAAAGCCCUGAUUUUUGGAAAAGGGGGCAUUGGCCUUUGAUCAACAUGAAAAAUAGGCUUUUCGGACUUUUUCAAUGAAAAAAAGAUGAUAAUUCCUCAAUUUUUCAGCCGAGGACAAAACGGUCGGGAUUAUAAAACUGAAUAUCCCUCAUAUCGGACAGCUCCGCGGGAAAAUCAGCACUUCUUAUCACUACAUCGCCAAUCUUCCCUGGUUCGUGGCCAAAAAUUCAAAUUUGAAAAAAAAAACAGUUGGUACACAAUCCAUUUACUAGAAAAAAAUCUUGAAAAUUGCAAUUUUAUCUUAAAAAUUUAGCGGUUUCAAGUUAGUUUCAUAUCAAGAACUCUUCCAAAAAUUGGCUCCAAAUCCAAAAAAAUACAUCAAAAAUUCAAAGUGAAGAAUUUUCGGAAUUUCAUCAAAAAUCUGACGAAAAAAAGCGUAAAAUUAAAAAGACUUUCAACUAAAAAUUUAGACAAAAAAACUACAAAUUUUUCUAGCUAAAAAAAUGUCGGUUUUUGGCUAGUCUCCCUUAUGUUCGCAUUUCAAAAAAUCCAGGACCUGAAAAAGUUUGAAAAUGUUUUUGAACUUUUUCGAUAAGAUUAGCUUGAUUUUUUUCUAGCAAAUUCAUAUUUUAGGCCUUGAAAUGCAUAAAAAUUAAGGGGAGACUUUGAAAAUCUUGAAAAUAGUCGUCAAAAUAAAAGAAAAAAAGAGCUUUUGAGGGCCCCCAAGGGAUUUUUUAAACGUCACUUUUGCAUCUUUCUCACGUCCUUUUUUCAAUAUUUUUCAAGUCCUCUAACAAAAAUAUGCUGAAAAGCUACUUAUAAAUAUUCCAGGGGGUUCGAAAUCCCUGACGCUAUGAAAAAGGAGCUCAAAAAUAUUUUUUUCGAUAAUUUUUAGGGAAACUUUUCCAGCUCCUUCUGAACCUUUAGCGAUGCCUUAAAAUUUGAAGGAGACUGGCGGCGAAAACGGAAAAGACGAAACGGACGUCGGACGUCAAGUUCUUCUCGGUCUACAUCGACUGCAAUCCGGAGAGCGAGAGCACGUUGUGGGCCUGCGACGCGAUCGUCGAGUUCCGAUUGGUCUCCCUUCGGAAUGAUCACAAUCAGAACUUCACUCGGGAGGUUCGCAAUCGGAAAAAAUGUAGAAAUAUAGUCCGUCCGGUUUUCAAGUGUCAGAGGAGUCGGUGAGACUUGAAAACGCUUAGGAACGCCAGAGUGGCCACUAGAGGGGUAGCCUUUGCGACUCUUCGAAGGUUCCCUCAAAAAACGUUUAGCCUUCCCAUAUAAGGGACACUAGAGCUUGCAAAAAUGACCACUCUAGGGAUUUCAGUUAGCGGCCCCUCGAGGAGAAAGAUAAAGGUUCUUAAACGCCUUUUUAUCUUUCGAACCGGAAGAUCAACUAAAGGGACCACUUAAGUUUCAGUAUUUUGAAGAGACCCCUUAAGCGCUCAUGAGAAACGAGGAGUGGCCACUAGAGGGGCUCUUGUAGGUUCUCUCCUCCUAUAAAGGACACUAAAGCUUGCAAAAAUGACCACUCUAGGGUUUUUAGUUAGCGGCCCCUCGAGGAGUAAGAUAAAGGUUCUUAAACAACUUUUUUUUUAACAAACCGGGAGAAAACAUUCAAAAACCACUAUAGGGGCCACUCGAGCUUCAGUAUUUUGAAGAGACCCCUUAAGCGCUCACGAGAAACGAGGAGUGGCCACUAGAGGGGCUUUGGAGGCUGAGAUUAAUGUAGCUUUUAAAAGUGGCCACUUUAGGGGAGUAAUCCCAAUAUGUCUUUUUUUACUUUCAAACCAAAAAGCACUAUAGGGACCGCUUAAGCUUCAGGGACUCAAAAAUUAGACCCUAAAGUUCUAUAGUGACCCCUCAAAUUUUAUUCUUCUAGCGAUAAAUUUCCAAAUGUCAACUUGAUUGGGGUUUUGAAGCCUUGAAAUUCUCUAAAAUGCACAUUUUUUUUUCGAAAUAUCGACCUUUUUUUCCAGUUCCGCAACAAAUUCAACUUCAACUCGAACAACUGGGGCUUCCCGUCGUUUAUGGAGUGGAGUGAGGUUAAUUUUCACCUUUUAUAUUGGAAUUUUUAGAAUUUUCGGUCAUUUUGCAGGUUUCAAAACAUUUUAAAAAGCUCAAAGUACGAUUCUUCGAUUUCGAAACACGUUCCCCGAAUAAAAAUGCUUCAAAAUUAAAAAAUCCAUGGUUUCGGACCAUUUUAGUAAGCUCAAAACCAUCUUUUUUCGAAAAAUAGGUAUUUGUGACAAUUCUCAAUCAUCUGGUCGCAUUUGGAAUGGCUCAGGGAUUUUUUGAAACAUGUUUUCAAAAGAAAAUCGUUUCGAAAUUCGAAAAAUGCGUGAUUUUGGACCAUUUUAGUAAGCUCAAAACCAUCUUAUUUUCAAAAAAAGUGUAAUUGUGACAAUUUCACUAAUCUGGCCGCAUUUGGAAUGGCUUAGAGAUUUUUUGAAACAUUUUUAUCCCAGAAAAGUGUUAGGAAAAUGUGAAAGUGCCUCGAAAUUCAAAAAAUGGGUGGUUUUUGACCAUUUUUAUGAGCUCUGAACCACCUUUUUCGGAAAAUAGUGUUUUGUGACGAUUUUCAAUCAUCUGGCCGCAUUUGGAAUGUCUUAGAGGUUUUUUGAAACAUGUUUCCAAAAAAAAUCGUCACGAAAUUGGGUAAAAAUGCUUCAAAAUUUGAAAAAUAGGUGGUUUUGGACCAUUUUUACGAGCUCAAAAUUAUCUUUUUUUGAAAAAUAGUGUAUUCGUGAUGAUUUUCAAUCACUUGGUCGCAUUUGGAAUGGCUCAGAGAUUUUUUGAAGCAUUUUUAUCCCAGAAAAGUGUUAGGAAAAUGUGAAAAUGCCUCGAAAUUCAAAAAAGGGGUGGUAUUGGAUCGUUUUUGUAAGCUCUAAACCAUCUUUUUCGGAAAAUAGUGUUUUGUGACGAUUUUCAAUCAUCUGGCCGCAUUUGGAAUGGCUUCGAGAUUUUUUGAAACAUGUUUCCAAAAAAAUCGUCUCGAAAUUGAGUAAAAAUGCUUCAAAAUUUGAAAAAUGGGUGGUUGUGGACCAUUUUCGUAAGCUCAAAACCAUCUUUUUUUGAAAAAUAGUGUAUUCGUGAUGAUUUUCAAUCACUUGGUCGCAUUUGGAAUGGCUCAGAGAUUUUUUGAAGCAUUUUUACCCCAGAAAAGUGUCAGGAAAAUGAGUAAAAACUCUUCAAAAUUUGAAAAAUGGGCGGUUUUGGACCAUUUUUGUGAGCUCAGAACCAUCUUUUUCAAAAAUAGCGUAUUUGUGACAUGUUUCAAUCAUCUGGCCGCAUUUGGAAUGGCUCAGAAAUUCAAAAAAAAAAAAGAGAAAGAAUUCAAAUUUCCAUACAGCUUCUGAACCCCGACCGCGGAUUCGUCAGAAGCGACAAAAUAUCGGUCGAAGCGCGGAUUGUCGUUCAAAAAGUCGUCGGUGUACGGUAAGUAAAAAAUAAUUUUCGUGGUGGGACCAAUUUUCCUUCGCAGAAAUAACCCACAAUUCGACUUCUCCGAAUGUCAGCCCCACACUUCGGACGCCGUACUGAUUAUCGAUGGGAAACGGCUUCAUAUUAGUCGCGCGGUUGGUUUUUUGGACCAGUAUAGGAAAAAUUAUGGCUUUGAAAUGAGAAAAAACGGAUUUUUUGGAGUUUAUUUUAUGAAAAAACGUCGAAAAAUGAGCAAAAAAUCGUCAGUUUCGAAAGGAAAAAGGGUAUUUUCAUCAUUUUUACGUAUUUUUAGUUUUUUUCAACGAUUUUGAGACAGAAUAAGAUGUUGUGAAAUGAGAAAAAACGGGUUUUUUGGAGUUUAUUUUAUGAAAAAACGUCGAAAAAUGAGCCAAAAGUCGUCAAAUUAGUAAUAAAAAAAGGGUGUUUUUCAUCAUCUUUACGUAUUUUUUUAGUUUUUUUAACAAUUUUGAGACAGAAUAAUAUGUUGUGAAAUGAGAAAAAAACGGCGUUUUUUUGAGUUCUUAAUGGAAAAAAAGUCGAAAAAAAUGAGCCAAAAGUUGUCAAAUUCGUAAUAAAAAAAGGGUAUUUUCAUCAUUUUUACGGGCAUUAGUUUAUUUCAAAAAAAUUGUUGAGACAGCAAAAAAAUUGUGUAGAAUGAGAAAAAAACAUAUUUUUUUUGAACAUAUUUUUUUGGGAAAAAGUCGAAAAAUGAGCCGGAAGUCGUUAAAUUCGAAGGGAAAAAAAGGGUAUUUUGAUCAUUUUUCGCGUAUUUUUUUAGUUUUUUUAACGAUUUUGAGACAGAAACAUAUGGCGUAGAAACAGAAAAAUACGGUUUUUUUGAGUUUUUAUGUCAUGAAAAAAAGUCGAAAAAAAUGAGCCGAAAAUCGUCAAAUUUGAGGGGGAAAAAGGGUAUUUUCAUCAUUUGUACGUGUUUUAGUUCUUACAAACAAUUUUGAGAGACAAUAAGAUGUUGUGAAAUGAGAAAAAAACGGGUUUUUUUGGAGUAUGUUAUAAAAAGUCGAAAAAAAGAGGUUUUCGAUCGUUUUCACGAGUUUCAGCUUCUUUUUGAACCGUUUUAAGUAUUUUCUAAUAUUCAUACACGAACUAUGGUCCAUUUGCAACUUUUUGAUGGCCUUUCAUAAGUGAAAUUCAAAAAAAUGAGCUGAAAAAAAUGGCCGAAAAAUCGUCAAAAGUGAGGAAAAAAAAAAUUUUUUUUUGGUCAUUUCUCCGAGUUCUACUUCUUUUAUACAAUUUCGGAACCUUUUUUGAGAUCAAAAAAUUAUUUGAUAGUUGAUUCGCAUAAACUUUAUGGCAUUUCAAAAGUGCUAUUUGGCAAAAAAUCUUCAAAAAAUAGCGAAAAAAGGGUCAAAAUUGUUCCGAAAGUGUCAAAAAAAUGAUCUGAGUAUGUUCAAAAGUUCUAAAUAGUCAUUUUCAAUGAUACUCUGACAAUAAAAAAAAAAGAAAAUUUUCUCGAAAAGGGUAAUAUUUUUGUUCAAUUCGAGUUUUCUUCACUUUUGGGAAAAAUAAUGAGAUUCGAGAUUUUUGAAGACAACAAAUUACUACAAAAACUACCUACUAAUCUUGAUUUGGAUAUAAAUUUUGUUACAAAAGGCCUUACCUCGAGAGAAUUUUCAUGAGUUUGGGAAGAAAUCGAAAAAAAAUAGGGUUAGCUUCAAAAAACGGGACUAAAUUUGAAAAUUCCCAGUGAAAGAGUCAUUUUUUGUUUUUGCAGUACCUAUCGCUCUACUCCCGGGUCUUCUACGCCAUGUUCAACUCCAACUUCAGCGAGAGGGAAAUGCGGGAAAUUCCGGUGGAAGACGUCGUCUUCGAGGAGUUCGUCGAGCUCCUCAACGUCGUCUACCCCAGUCACAAGCCCGUUUCAUGUCCGUCUUAUUAGGAAUUUAUUUCAGGAAUCUUCAAUAGUAUCUUAGUGCUCUACAUAAUCAUACUACUUGAGAUAAUUUCGUAUUUUUCAAUUUUAUUCAAUUGAUUUUUUUAUCGAUUUUAUUGAUCGCAAAAAUUCAAAAAUUCAGUUUUUAUUGAUUUUUCGAAUUUUGGGAAGUUCAAAAAUCCGAUUUUUUUAUCGAUUUUAUUGAUCGAAAAGUUCAAUUUUCAUCGAUUUUAUUGAUCUGGGAAGUUCAGAAUCCGAUUUUUAUCGAUCUUAUUGAUCGCGAAUUUCAAAUUCCGUUUUUUAUCGAUUUUAUUGAUCUGGAAGUUCAGAAUCCGAUUUUUAUCGAUCUUAUUGAUCGCGAAAUUCAAAUUCCGUUUUUUAUCGAUUUUAUUGAUCUGGAAGUUCAGAAUCCGAUUUUUAUCGAUCUUAUUGAUCGCGAAAUUCAAAUUCCGUUUUUUAUCGAUUUUAUUGAUCGCGAAAUUCAAAAUCCUUUUUUUAUUGAUUUUAUUGAUCGCGAAGUUGAAAAUCCGAUUUUUUAUCGAUCUUAUUGAUCGCGAAAUUCAAAAUCCGAUUUUUAUCGAUUUUAUUGAUCGCGAAAAUCGAAUUAUCUCUGAUUUUCCAAAAUUCAGUUAUCUUUCUCCUUUUCUGAUUGCUAUUUUGAACUUCCCUGAAUCAUUUUGAACACGGAAAAAAAUGUCAUAAAAAUGAUUUUUUCAAAAAAAUAGGUGAAGAAUCAGGAAAAAAGACCAAAAAAAUCGCAAAUUUUUUUUCAAUUUUUUUCAAACACUGGAUUUUUCUUGUGAAGGAAAAAGCUGAAAAAUUUGAAAAUUUAUCGAUGAAUUUUUCGAUCUAAUCUGAUAUUUCGAUUCAAAAAAACUCUCCAAAAACCGAAAAAUUAAAAAUCAUUGCAUUUUUAAGUAGAGUUUCACUGUUCUUAUAAGGUUUUCGUGAUAUUUUUUCAGCAAAAAGUGGAAAAAUUCACGUAAAAUGUGGUUUUUCAAAAAUUCAUUUCAAAAAGUGCUGAUUUUUCGAAUUUUUCAGCUGAAAACGUGGAAUUCCUGCUGGAAUUGGGCGACAAAUUCGAAAUUCAGUACGUGAUCGACCUGUGCGAACAGUUCCUGAUCCGUUCCGAUGAAGUUUCGACGAUAACCAAGCUCGUCUGGGCCGACCAGUACUACUUGGCUCAGCUACAGGUCCGGAAAAAAGCCUUCCUUCGGGUUUUUUGGGAUUUUAAUCGAAUUGUUAUCAAUAGAGCAACCUUUCUAGAAUCAUAGAAGUCAUUUUUGGGAUCUUAAUAGACUUAUUAUCGGUAGAGCAACCUUUCUCAAAUCAUGGAAAUCAUCUUUCAGAUUUUGAUCGGUUUAUUGUCAAUAGAGCAACCUUUUCUCGGAUCUUACGGAUCUUAAUCGAUUUGUUAUCAGUAGAGCAACCUUUCUCGACUUAUAGAAGCCAUUUUUUGAAUCUUAUCGAUUUAUUAUCAGUAGAGAAACCUUUCUCAGAUCUUAAAGGUCAUUUUCCGACUCUUACACGAUUCAUUAUCAGUAGAGCAAGCUUUCUGAAAUCUUAAAGCUCAUCUUUUGGAUUUCAAACGAUUUAUUAUCGUUCGAAUCUUAAAAGUCAAUUUUUAGGAUCUUAAUCGAUUUAUUAUUACUAGAGCAACCUUUCUCAAAUCCUAAAGGUCAUUUUUUGACUCUUGAGCGACUUAUUGUCAGUAGAGCAACCUUUCCCAAACCAUAUAGGGCAUUUUUCGGAUUUUAAUCGGUUUAUUUUCAAUAGAGCAACGUUUCUCGGCUCGUAAAGGUCAUUUUUCGAAUCUUACACGGUUCAUUAUCAGUAGAGCAACCUUUCUCGGAUCGUAAAGGUCAUUUUUUGGAUCUGAUUCGAUUUUUUAUCAGUAGAGCAACUUUUCUCGAAUCAUAGAAGUCAUUUUUCGGAUCUUAAUCGAUUUAUUAUCAGUAGAGCAGCCUUUCUCGUAAGAAAGAAGAAUUUAGAAAGGUUGCAGAUUUUUCAAGGUUUCAGGAGGGUUUUUAUAUCUUUCCUUAUGCAUUUUUGAAACUAUAGAAAGGAUAUUUUAAAUAUAAAAAUUUUUCAAAAAUUUUUCAAAAUUUUAAGCUCUAGGACCCGAGUCUCCUUUGAAACCAUCAUUUACCCAUUUUAAAAAGAAGAAUUUUCAGAGGCUAGAGAUUUUCCAAGGUUUCAGGAGGGUUCUUAUAUUUUUUUCCUCAUGCAUUUUUUUGGUACUGUAAAGGAAUUAUUUUAAAUAUAAAUCUUGAAAAAAAUUUUCGACUGAACCCCCCUUAAAAAAACCCUUUACCUAUUCUCAGAAAAAUAAUAUUAUUUUUUUCAGCACACCUGCAUGAGAACCUUCAAACAAGUCUCGGAAAUCAAGGCCCUGAAACUGACGGAGGAGUACAAGAACCUGAGUGACGUCACCAAGGCGGCGCUUCUCGAAAAAAUCUUCAAGUUGUUGAAAGAUUGA
Molecule: messenger RNA, 10203 nt
Organism: Caenorhabditis auriculariae
Lineage: Eukaryota; Metazoa; Nematoda; Chromadorea; Rhabditida; Rhabditidae
Source: the annotation of a GenBank genome assembly